Raphanus sativus (radish) is the source of this 1422-nucleotide messenger RNA. Its product is annotated as AT-hook motif nuclear-localized protein 10. Gene Ontology annotation, molecular function: minor groove of adenine-thymine-rich DNA binding. The transcript is spliced from 6 exons. Lineage: Eukaryota; Viridiplantae; Streptophyta; Magnoliopsida; Brassicales; Brassicaceae. Bases 138 to 1220 code for a protein of 360 amino acids. The record is from RefSeq and is a predicted model, not a curated record.
UUUAAUCCUUAAAAGAAAACUCAUUAUAUAUAUUCCUGCUUGGAAAGCAAAAUAUAAAAACCCUAAUAAUUGUAUUGUAGGCAGGAGAAGGGAUUUUUGCUUUGCUCCCUCAAUUUUCGCAGCUAUCGAAAAAAAACAUGUCAGGAUCUGAGACAGGACUAACGGCGGUGAACAGAGAACCACCAAUGCCAUUCCCACUCGCUCUCCACCACCAACACAAUCAACCUCAUCCUCCUCCUCCGCAGCAGCACUCUCAGAACAUGCAGCUGUCCUUCACCGGCGCCGACAGAACCGCCGUCUACAAGCCCAUGAGCUCUGAGUCUUCACCACAGCAGCAGCAGCAGCACUACCAACACGACAGCGGCUUGAACAUGAACAUCCCCGUGACCACCGAGCAGCGCGUGAAGAAGAGGAGAGGCAGACCGAGGAGAUACGGACCGGAGAGCAGCGGCGGCGGAGGAGAAGCGUCGCUUGGUUUUGCUCCCGGACCUCCUUCAUUCGCCGUCAGCCAACCUACUGGCGGAGAAGGUGGUUCCGGCGGAGGAGGGGGAGGAGCGUCGCCUACUGUUAAGAGGAUGAGAGGACGACCUUCUGGGUCUAGCAAUAGGCAAAAGCUUCAAGCUUUAGGGUCGACAGGAGUAGGAUUCACGCCUCACAUUCUUACAGUGAGCACUGGAGAGGAUGUAUCAUCAAAGAUAAUGGCGUUUUCUCAGAACGGACCACGAGCUGUGUGUGUCUUGUCUGCAAAUGGAGCUAUCUCCAACGUGACUCUUCGCCAGCCCGCCACAUCCGGUGGAACCGUCACAUAUGAGGGGAGAUUUGAGAUUCUGUCUUUAUCCGGGUCGUUCCUUCUGCUGGAGAACAAUGGUCACAGAAGCAGGACGGGAGGUCUAAGUGUGUCCUUAUCAGCUCCGGAUGGUAAUGUCUUAGGUGGUUGUGUAGCUGGUCUUCUUAUAGCAGCUUCACCUGUUCAGAUUGUUGUUGGGAGUUUCAUACCAGACGGGCAAAAAGAACAGGUGGGACAAAUGGAACAACUAUCGAGUCCUGCAUUACCCCGUGUGGCCCCAAGUCAUGUACUGAUGACUCCGAGUAGCCCCCAGCAGGCUCGUGGAGCAAUGAGUGAGUCAGCUUGUGGACGACAUGGAAGCCCUCUUCACCAGAGCACAGGAGGUUCUUACAACAACAACAACAACAACAACCUUUCAAUGCCCUGGAAGUAGUCUAAUGAUACUAUAACUAGAAUGAUGAUGAUGAUGAUUCUUAUCUUUAGUCUAGGCUUUCUUUUUAGCGGUCUGUCCAGACAAAACUUAAUCUGUCUUGUGUGUUUGUGUUGAUUUUGAUUUGCAGAACCUUGAGUUAGAAAUUGGAAUAUUCUGAUUAAUGUAGAUCUUUUUAUAGUAAAGAUUCUCCAUCUUGAAAACA